Penicillium taxi is the source of this 1125-nucleotide messenger RNA. Its product is annotated as sialidase family protein. The record is from RefSeq and is a predicted model, not a curated record. The transcript is spliced from 4 exons. Lineage: Eukaryota; Fungi; Ascomycota; Eurotiomycetes; Eurotiales; Aspergillaceae. The coding region runs from base 1 to 1125 and encodes 374 amino acids.
AUGAAACUCACCAUUAUCGUCCCAAUAGCCCUAGCAGCCCACCUAGCCCUCGCAUCUACCCCAAAAGCACUACCAUCAAACCUAACAAUCUUUACCCCACCCCAAAACUACAGCAUCCCCCGAACCCUCUACGCGCGAAGCACCCAACCAAAUCCGCAAGCCCUCCUAGCAACAUGGGAGAACUACUCGCCCGAACCACCUUUAGUCUACUUUCCAAUCUACCGCUCAGGUGACUCUGGGAGCACCUGGACAGAAAUCUCCCAAGUGCACGACACAGCUAACGCCCUCGGAUUGCGUUACCAGCCUUUCCUGUAUACCCUCCCCGAAGCAGUCGGGCACUGGAAGGCUGGGACGCUUUUGUUGGCGGGGAAUAGUAUCCCGACUGAUCUCUCUUCUACGGAGAUAGAUAUUUAUGUUUCUGAAGACGAGGGUGUUAGCUGGAAGUUUCUGUCAAAGGUUGCGAGUGGUGGGGAGGCGGUUCCUAAUAAUGGGCUUACGCCUGUCUGGGAGCCGUUUUUACUUGCGCAUGACGGCAAAUUGAUCUGCUACUAUUCUGAUCAGCGCGCGAAUACGACUUAUGGACAGAAACUUGUGCAUCAGGUUUCGACUGAUCUGAAGAAUUGGGGUCCCGUCGUCGACGACGUGGUCUACUCGACUUAUACGGAUAGACCAGGAAUGCCAGUUGUAGCAAAGCUACCAAACAACAAAUUCAUAUACAUAUACGAAUAUGGCUCAUUCUUCAACACAACAACCUACACAUUCCCCCUCUACUACCGCUUAAGCACAAACCCAGAAUCCAUCCUUCAAGCUGAGGGCCGCCGACUAACCGUAUCAAGCGGAACGAAGCCGACUUCGAGCCCAUACGUAGUCUGGACACCGUAUGGUGGGAAAGACGGGACUAUCAUCGCCAGUUCCGGGAGCUAUAGUAGCUUAUUUGUUAAUAGGGCUUUGGGCGAGGGAGAGUGGACUGAAAUUGAAUCACCGGAGGGCACUAGUUAUUCGCGCUCUUUGAGGGUUUUGGAGGAAGGGGGUGGACGGUUUUUGGCGGUUUUUGGUGGUGGGGUGCUUAGUGGGAGUGAUAAUCGGGUCAGUGUUAGUGUGCUUGAUUUGAAGAAUUAUUUGUGA